UCGGUCUCUCCGUGGCCUCUUGCUUCCGUUCUGCAUUUGCAUUCCUCCCCGGCUUGCCCUUCCUUCGACCCACCAACUCUUGCCUCCCCUUGCAUUCCCCUGCUCGCUGCUGACGACAAUAUGUGGAAGCGAUCCAAGAUUCUCAACGUGCUGCUGCUGCUGGCCGUCUCGUUUGCCUGCUACCUCAUUCUCAAAAACAUCUACUAUGCGGCAGCCGGACUGGCGGGGCUGCCGCCCUUGCUGCACAUCCUGCUUCUGCUCAACAUUGGCCUGUGGUGCUGGGCUUCCAACCUCGACAUCCUCUCUCGGUUCGGGAUCGACACUCUCUAUAUCCUUCACGUCGAUACUCCGGCGUCGCUCUCGGUCUUCCAGUCUGUCCAGCACUACCAGCAGCAUCAGGUCGAUCAGAUGGCCCAUCCGCCCCUCGGCUCGGCUCGCAGCUCCAGCCUGGACCUGCGGUCGUCCAUCGACAUCCGGGACCUCGGCACAGCUCCUUCAAGUGCACCCAAGAUCAACCUCGCAGCAUUCACCAAGAGCGGCAGCCCUGGCGGCUCCAGUAUCGUCACGAUGCCGUCGUCAAACAAGAGCAGCGAAGGAUCGUCGAUUGCGUUGGCGCCGGCGGACUCACCUGUGUCAUCCUCCCACCACAACGUCUACUCUCUGGCAUCUUGCUUUACGGUCAUCUUUGUUGCGGCACUGUUUGGACAUGGGCUUGUUUCAUGGAUCUGGAAAGACGACAGGAGCAUCCUCUUUCCGAUCGCAGCACUAGGCAUUUCGUUCCUGUUGGCGGCGAUACCUGCCAUAUCCCUCUUUGCCGAAGAACGCAUCAAGUUCUGGAACUCGAUGAAACGGAUCGUAUUUGGUGGUAUCUUUUCGGCAGUACCCUUUUGCGAUGUCAUCCUGGCAGAUAUCCUGACUUCAUAUGCCCGAGUGUUUGGGGAUCUACACCUGGCGCUUAUCGAGCUCUGGUGGACAGAAGAAUCCGAGCUUGGAGCCUCCACCAGCAGCGAGCUCCCGGGUCUGUCUCUAUCGGACUGGAUUGGACCGGUCAUCAUAAGUCUGCCAUAUCUCUUCCGGUUGCGUCAAUGUGUCGCCGAGUUUUGUCUGGCCACCGAUCGGGGUAGCCGUGGGCGGCACUUGCUCAAUUCCCUCAAGUAUCUUUCGUCCAUUCCCGUGAUUGCGGCAUCGUUCUCGAUGGCGUGGAUUCGUCUCAAGAGCUAUAGCGAUAUCGACGAUGCGGCGACACUGGUCGAGAUCGAGUCCAAUAUGAAGUUCACGGUAACCAUAUGGGUGUUCUUCAACAUGAUCAACACCAUCUUUUCAAUCUACUGGGACAUCUUUGUCGACUGGCAGCUUGGCGGAACUAGCAACGCCAUCAACGCCAGCAUGCACAACAGCAACAGCGGGAGCUUCCUGAGUCGGCUGAAGAAGGAGCUGGCGAGUCUGCUGCUCCGGCCGGUGCUGCACUUUCCGAGCGCCAUGCCGUACUACUUUGCGAUGGCGUUCGAUGUCAUUGUGCGGUUCUCGUGGUGCCUCAAGGUCGAUCUGAUGUACACGCUGAUGACGAUGACAGUCAAAGAGUGGCAGACCCGGCAGCUCGGUGACGAGCACGAACAGAUCGCGGGCCAGACCCUGGCGAUCCUGGAGGAGGCCGUCGUUCUGGAGCUGCUGAUCAAGCUCUUUGAGAUUGUCCGGCGGUGGGUCUGGGUGUUUUUCAGAAUCGAGCGCGAGUGGGUGAUGAGAGGCUUGAGCCAAGCUGGUGUCUUCAAGGAGCGAGGCAAUUUUUCGACCAAGUUGUAUGCCUAAUGAAUGACUGGCCCAGAAGCAUCAUUUUGGAUGCGCUCGCAGAUUGGCAGGCGAGCGGUGGGUAACAAAUUGUUCGGUCAAUGACCAAAAACCAAGGUGUCCCGUUUCUUUCUGGAU
Messenger RNA from Polychytrium aggregatum, 1923 nucleotides. Its product is annotated as EXS family-domain-containing protein. The coding region runs from base 121 to 1806 and encodes 561 amino acids. The transcript is spliced from 4 exons. Gene Ontology annotation, cellular component: cytoplasm; membrane. The record is from RefSeq and is a predicted model, not a curated record. NCBI's taxonomy places the organism in Eukaryota, Fungi, Chytridiomycota, Chytridiomycetes, Polychytriales.